Molecule: messenger RNA, 2783 nt
Organism: Geodia barretti
Lineage: Eukaryota; Metazoa; Porifera; Demospongiae; Tetractinellida; Geodiidae
Source: the annotation of a GenBank genome assembly
UGCGUGCAGGACAAACAUUUUACCGGACAUGCAAGCCUCUCUCGACAUUGAGAGUGCUGCUGAAGAUGGACCUCUUUACGCGCUCUCUGUACCUGAGACUGGUGGAGGAGCCGAGAUAUGCCGACUAUGCCGCGGUCGAUGGUAACCUGAGCAACGCCACUGCCGUCAAGGAGUGCUCGUUGGCAGAGAAAGUAAACGCUGACAAGUCCAUUCCAGGGAUAUUGGGAAUGAACUUGGCCAUAUGGCUGGCUCUGCUACUGGUGUUCUGCCUUCUUUGUCACUUUCUUCCUGACUACUCCAGAGUUGGACUCCUCAUCAAUAGAAAAAGACGCUCUCUACUGAGGAAGAAGUUCAGUAGCAGACGAGACGAGCUGUUGGCCUCAGAGGAACUCAAGAGAGAAGAGGAGGAAGAGGAGGAGGAGAGCGACGGAGAUGACACAGAAUUGCUACUCAAUCCAGCCUAUGAUGAGCACUGGUAUUCAUGGAUCAUCCACUUUUUCAAAUUAAAUGACGAGACGAUCAGACGACGCUGCGGUCCAGACUCAGUCGUCUAUCUCUCCCUCGAACGACACAUCAUCCUUCUCCUCCUCAUCUUCUCCUUCCUCUCUCUGGUCGUCAUUCUGCCUGUCAACGUACAUGGAGAUCUUGACAAAGUUGGCUUUGCAAGCACCACAAUCAGCAACAUUGAUGCCAGAAACAGUGUGUUGUGGGUCCACACGUGUUUCUCCAUCCUCUACCUCAUCAUCACUGGAGUAUUCAUGAUCAAAUUCUCUCUCAAGCUUGGAAAAUUCCAGCAAGAUAUGUCCAGACAUACAGUAAUGAUUCGGUGGAUUCCGUCCAUUGUUCAUAGAGAAGAUAUCCUGCUUCAUUUCCAAGAAGCGAUGCCACAAGCACAAGUGUGCGAUCUCCAGUUUGCAUACGAUGUUUCCACUCUUACUAAACUCUCAAAGAAACUAGAUAAGGUCCAGGAGGAGCUGCAGAGUGUGGGGAGCGUGAAGGAGGAGCUGGGGGUUGUUCAGAGGAUAAGACCAGGAUGGACCAAGUUGCUCUUCUGGAGAGACGACUACCUGGUGGACGCUCAGACUCAUUAUGAGGCCAAGCGAGUGGAACUGACUCAGAAGAUUUCCACAGAGAACUCUCUGGUCAGAGGGAAGAGGCUGUCAAUUGGAUUUCUAAGUUUUACUACCGAGAGAGACACUCGCCAACUAGUUCUGUCGUAUAAGGCCUGCCGAGCCCGCCCCACCUCCUCCAUGUCUGAAGCUGUGUUGUCGUGGCGAUGGUUGGUGAGCAACGCCUCCUUUCCAUUGGACAUACAAUGGGAAAGUCUCCACAUACCGAGUUUCGUAUGGUGGCCGAGGUGGCUACUCAUCAAUAUCUUCCUGUGGUUGUUUCUGUGUUUCUUCACGACUGCUCCUGUGUUGCUGGCUGGAGUGAACCAGAUUAAAGUCAUCUUCCUCAACGUCACGGAAAGCGAGGACAAUUCUGAGGAUUUGGAAGAUGAACUGAACAGCGUGUCGCCUCUGAUCAAUAUCUACAUCUCAAACCUUCUCCUACUGGCCAUCGCCUCUCUUCUGGUGUUCUGUGUUUCAAAAUCACACAUCCUGGAAUGUCACUGGACACAGUCACGUAGAGAACAGGCAGUUAUGAGAAAGACGUUCAUCUUCUUGUUACUGAUGUUGAUCAUUCUACCAUCUGUGGGGCUUACCAGUGUCAGUGCAUUGGCACAGAGUGUGAUUAAAGACAGCAGUAGCCUUCAGUCGAAGCUCAAUUGUGUAUUCCUCCCUGGGAGCGGGGCUUUCUUUUUGGUCUACGUGCUCACGUCGGGAUUCAUAGGCACUGGGGUGGAGCUACUGAGGAUUCCAGAACUUGCAUACUACCUGUACUAUAGAGCUACUGCCAAGACCAGGUGGCAGAAGGAACAGGCCCUCAGAAAGGCUGGAGACUGGGAUUUCCUGUACGGUGUGCAGUAUGCCUGGCAUCUUGUCAUAUUCACUAUGGUCAUCACGUUCAGUGUGACCACGCCCAUUAUCACUCCUUUUGGUGUGCUAUACUUUAUCCUGCGUUACUUCACGGACAAGUACAGCAUAUACUACGUCUACAAACCUUCACCCUUCCAUGGCCGGCAGUUCCUGCAUCGUUCUGCCAUUAAUUUCGUCAUAGUCGGUGCCGUCUUUCUCCAGAUAUCAACGCUCUUCUUCUCUCUUGUUAGACUGGGUAAGCCUGAUGGCCGAAGCAUUGUGAUGAUAGUAGCACUGUUGGUGACUGUGAGUGCCUGCAUAGGGUUCAUGCUUUUUGGCUGGGUCUCUCACAUGCUCCCUCAACUUCGACUCAAGAUGGGACAGGAAUACCGUAUAUUUUCACAGACAAGAGAAGGUGGUGUGGGUCGUGAGAACACGGAGGAAAGAGUGAUGAAGGGAGCCUAUAUUCCUCCAGUGCUGAAAAGGUUCACUAUUGAUCCAGCAGUGGCCGGAGAUGAUUCAGUCAACGGCUACCAAUCAUUUGGCUGCACUGACAAGUUGGGUCGACUCAGUCCUCCCAGCAGCUCAUCGAGCUCUCCAAGAUCCACCACCAGUCCAGAAGCAGCCUCGCCCGAGAGAAAAUCCUCAGCAGCAACCAGACCAGCCACACAGGGAAGUGGUGGCUCCAUUGACUACAAUAGAUACUCUAGCGUUCGCAGACAGCGUGACAGUCAACCGCCUACUAGUGGUGUUCAGGUUAGCUCAAGGACGUUAAUGUCGGUCAACUCCCCUGUGGAGGACAUGCAGGACCCAAAAGAAGAGUGA